This is a messenger RNA of Poeciliopsis prolifica (blackstripe livebearer), 1649 nucleotides long. Its product is annotated as interferon-induced protein 44-like. The transcript is spliced from 11 exons. The coding region runs from base 66 to 953 and encodes 295 amino acids. NCBI's taxonomy places the organism in Eukaryota, Metazoa, Chordata, Actinopteri, Cyprinodontiformes, Poeciliidae. The record is from RefSeq and is a predicted model, not a curated record.
UCAGCAUCAUAACAGAUCUCUCUGCUGCAGCACAUCUCCUCCUGAGUGUAUUUCCUGUCACUGCCAUGUGGUCAUUCAUUAAAGAUUUUUUUUCAUCACCUCCACCUCGACGACGUUCUCCAUCUCCACCACCUUCUCCACUUUUAAAAACUCCAUGGAGAGAAAUAACUUGGGGAGACAACAGCAAAGAUCUUCAGUACUUCAAGAAUUUUCAGCCUCAAAAUGAGGAGGCAACAAUCAGAGUCCUGCUCUACGGCCCAGUUGGUGCAGGGAAGUCCAGCUUCAUCAACUCUGUUAACAACGUCCUGCAGGGCAGAAUGACCAAUGAAGCUCUGGCCAGCAACAAAACAAGUGAUCAAAGUUUCACCAAGAUUUAUCAAACUUAUAAAAUCAAGAAAGAAGGCAGGGGAAACUUUUAUCCCUUUGUGUUUAAUGACAUCAUGGGUCUGGAGGAAAGAACUGGAGUCAGAGUUGAUGAUGUCAAACUGGCCUUGAAGGGUCAUGUGAAGGAUAGAUAUAAGUUCAAUCCUGUAUCUUCCCUGUCUGAUGAUGAUCCUGGCUACAACUCUUCCCCGUCCAUCAGUGACAGAGUUCAUGUUCUGGUCUGCAUUUAUGAUGCUAAUGCACCACAAAUUAAAUCCUCAGUUUUAGAGAAAAUGAGGGAAAUCAGAGAAGCAGCCAGUGAUCUGGGAAUCCCUCAGCUGGCGAUUCUCACCCACAUUGACUCAGCCUGUGGAGAAACAGAGAAAAAUCUGAGAAACGUCUACAGGAGCAAACAUUUAAAGAAAAAGAUGGGUGACUUCAGCUCCAGUCUGGGGAUCCCAAUGAACUGCAUCCUCCUAAUGAAGAACUACAGUGAUGAAACUCAGCUGAAUUCAGACGUCAGCACUCUGAUCCUGAAUGCUCUGAGGCUGAUGAUUGACUUUGGUGACGACUACGCCGACAAACUGUGAAGCCGCAGAACAGUUUGUGUGGAGAUGCAUGGAAAUUGAAAAUAUGAGCAUGAAAAUAUAUUUUUUGUGUACAUAUCGAUUAUAUCAUUACCUAGUUGUAGAGGAGAUUAUAGUCGUUGAGCAGUAACCAAGUUUUCUGACCUUUGACACAUAUUUCCUACUUUUCUCUCUCAACCCUUUUGUGGUAAAAUUAGUAAUUAGGAAUAAGGAAUAAUUAAAGUGCUUUUACAAUUGUAACUUUGGUCAGUCGGGAAUAGAUUUGCUAAAAAAUGAACAGUUCUCUUCACCAAUAUUCCAUUUUAUAUCCAUUUGUUUGCUGGUCUUUCUAUCGAUUGAAAGGGCAACACAUUUACACUGAUGUUAUUCAUUUUGUUAAAUGAACAAACUUUUUGUUACAUUCUGUUCUUUUGCAUAAAAAAAAACAAACUUCAGACCUCGUUGGAAACCAAGUGCCUGUAAUCGCUUAUACAUGUUUUUUUUUACAAUUAUGACUGAAUUGUUUGGUUGAUGGUUUACAUUUACAUUCUGUGUGUUACUUUCCAGCUUGAUAAAAGUCGCCACCAAACUAUUAGCAGCUGUAUCAGGUCAAAGCGUCGCAUGUUUUUAUUGUUGACUCAUUGUUGUAGAACAUUUGGAGAUCAAUCUAAAUGUGUAUGAUGUGUCAUAAAACAAUGUUACAGUUUGAAUCAUGUUAAA